Molecule: messenger RNA, 903 nt
Organism: Schizosaccharomyces japonicus yFS275
Lineage: Eukaryota; Fungi; Ascomycota; Schizosaccharomycetes; Schizosaccharomycetales; Schizosaccharomycetaceae
Product: S-methyl-5-thioadenosine phosphorylase
Exons: 3
Coding region: 1-903 (300 amino acids)
Biological process (GO): L-methionine cycle; nucleoside metabolic process
Cellular component (GO): nucleus; cytoplasm
Molecular function (GO): S-methyl-5-thioadenosine phosphorylase activity; pentosyltransferase activity; catalytic activity
Source: RefSeq, a predicted model, not a curated record
AUGGUUCACAACGUUCUUUUAGGUGUCAUCGGCGGCAGCGGCUUCUACGAGCUCUCCGGAUUUGAACAUGUCAAAACAGUCAAUCCCGAAACGCCCUGGGGGUUCCCCUCUUCACCAAUCAACAUUGUGAAAUCCAAAACUGGCCUCCACGUGGCAUUUUUAGCACGACACGGUGUUGGUCACCGCUAUACGCCGACGGAAAUCCCUGUUCGGGCAAAUAUUGCUGCGUUGAAGAGCCUGGGUGUUCAGGCCAUUCUUGCCUUUAGCGCUGUUGGUUCGCUACGCGAGGAAAUCCCGCCCGAAGACUUUGUUUUGCCGAAUCAGAUCAUCGAUCGUACUUUGUGUGCUCGACCCAACACCUUCUUCCCUUCAGGAUGUGUUGCACAUGUGAGUUUCGGUGACCCUUUUGAUGCAGACUUGGCACGCAUUGUCGCUCAAUGUGCAGGCGCUCUUGAACGCGGGGCAAAGUUGCACGUGCCCACCGUGGAUCAUGACCUCACCGUUGUGUGUAUGGAGGGCCCCGCAUUUAGUACACGUGCUGAAAGCAAACUUUACCGAAGCUGGGGAGCAAGUGUCAUUAACAUGUCCGUCAUUCCCGAGGCAAAGCUUGCUCGGGAGGCUGAGAUUGCCUACCAAAUGGUUUGUAUGGCUACGGACUACGAUUGCUGGCGCAAGUCCGAGCGCCCCGUCACCGUGAACGAGGUCAUGACGCAUCUGUCUAACAACACGGACAACGCGAAGCAGCUCUUGACGCAAGUCAUUAAGCUUCUCGAACCCGAGCUGCGCAAGGGCUCCAUCGGCGAGACCCUGCGUGGUGCCGUCCAGCAUGGCAUCCAAACCAACCAUGCUCAUCGUGAUCCUGCCGUGGUCGGCAAAUUGCGUUUCCUGUUCCCAAGUCUGUAA